UUCCUUGUCGUGAAGUUAUCCUUCGCAUCUAACGAACCGAUUUUACAUGCACACCAUUUGCAUUGAUUGGGGAGGGGGCUGCACCGGCCCAAACCAGCCCAAGGGCACCGGACGCAUGAGCUACAAGCGCACGCUUGCUGAAUACAUGCUCGAAUCGAGCGCUUCGGCUAAUAAAAACGCACCUACGACCAGGCAACAACAUCUCACUGGCCACUGGCGUCGCGGCCUUUUGGGUUGGUAUACGGAGGCUGACGGAGGCCUGCACGCCAGCGUUCUAAUCUUACCCGGGGGAAUUUUUAAAAAGCGAGAACCAAAACUCCCGACCGUCGAUAAUGAAGAGCGGAACGGGAUUUCUUUCGUUUAAUUAGCAGGGUUCCGCUUUUGUUCUUUUACUUGCGAGUGCGUAAUCUCUUGCGUUUCGCUUGACGUGGUAGAAAGAAUUGGGAGAUAGCACAGAUGAACCGAUACCCUUCGCUAGCCCUACGGCACGGACACGGUCAGGGAAGGUCACGGCAAAGUUUGAAGUGUUUCCGGGAAGUUGAGGCUGUUCCUAAUGCUGACGAAAUGGAACCGCACGGACAAUCGCAGCAGGCGUCAUAACCGUAUAUCCCUCGCAACGCACAAUCGCACGAUCACAGUAGCCAGUGGAACCGACCACACAAGUUUACCCCUUGAAAACCCGUCAUGUCACGAAACGAAAUUAAAAAGUCGAAAAUACCGAAACCAUGUCCGACCGAGCAGGAGCUCGGCCGGGAGGAAGAACUCCUCGACGAAACGAUACCGCCGAGCGAACUGUUCCACUGUACCAGCUCACUGCUGGCUAGCGAAUCGCUGUACACCGCCACGAUCAACGGGCAGGAGUGUCAGCUUCCGUUCGAGGUGCUGCCGGAAGUGGCCUCUUCCGUGGUGAAUCUGGAGGAUACGGCAAUCUCGCGCCAACCAUUUCCCUGUCCCGCCGGCGGGUGCCGGCAGCCGUGCUGCUUGUUUAUGUUCGCCACACACGUCGCCUUCGACCACCAGGAGGUGCUGGUGGACACACUGUGGCCGGGCGAAACCAACACCAUCCUGAUCGACCCGUACACGGAACCGACCGACCAGCCGCGCUGUCACAGGCUUCUGCUUCUUAGUGGCAAAAUAAGAGGACUUGGCGAUGGGAAGCAUCGGGAUAAGCUGCCGUUUGCGCUGAUGUCGUCGAAAUGUUCGCUCCACGGUUCGGACCGGCUGGUGCUGUGGAUUACCGGUCCCGACGCGGGCGAUGGCCACCGGCAGCAGUACACGCUCGAGGCGGGAAAGAACGAAUCCUCCCGGCUGGUGAUGUACGCGGUAGCCUUCAGCGGUGAGAUCGUGCCGCUGCACGGUUCGCAGGACGCGGCGGAGCUGCACCGGUCCGGCGCUGGGCUGGUCGUACCCGAGCAGCAGCUAGACUUUCUUACCGACAGCCGCACGAAGCUUCUGGAAGUUUGUGUGCAUUUCUAUUGAUAACCGGUCGGGCGGUCGGGCGUGAUGCAAAUCGUGCCUUUUUGCCGGUGGACUUGCGCGAAUAAUUCAUCAGGAAACGCCUCCCUCUCGCGGGAAAAGGGUUCGGAUGGUUCGCAGUUCAUGCUGUGGCCCCCGGGGGUGCAUGGGGUUAAUUUGGGUUUCGGUGAAAUGGUCAAUGGCGCACACAUCCAUUAGCAUCGUGUCGAGAAGCAGUAGUAAAAAUCGUUGCCUGAAACGUGA
Molecule: messenger RNA, 1719 nt
Organism: Anopheles gambiae (African malaria mosquito)
Lineage: Eukaryota; Metazoa; Arthropoda; Insecta; Diptera; Culicidae
Exons: 2
Coding region: 685-1479 (264 amino acids)
Source: RefSeq, a predicted model, not a curated record